AAGUUUGGAGACGCAGGCGCCACCAGGAGAGCGCGCACUAAAUUCAACCGCCCCGCGGCGACUGUUAAGAGGACCUGAAGAUGAAUGACACGGGCAUCUUUUGCAAAGACAACCAAACAGACAACCUGACAGACCCGUCAUGUCUGAACGCCACGCGCCAAACGUUCAGCCACAUCGACAUCACCACUUUCAUGCACAUAUUCCCCUCCAUCUACGGCAUCCUGUGCUUAGUUGGAGUUAUAGCCAACGGACUGGUCAUCUACGCGGUGGCCGCGUGCAAGAAGAAGAUGGUGUCCGACAUCUACGUGCUCAACCUGGCGAUAGCGGACAUGCUCUUCUUGCUCGUGAUGCCUUUCAACAUCCACCAGCUGGUCAGAGACACACAGUGGGUCUUCGGAAACUUUAUGUGCAAAGCAGUUGUGGUGGUGGACGUUGGCAACCAGUUCACCACCGUGGGAAUUGUCACUGUGUUGUGCAUUGAUCGAUACAUCGCUAUUGUCCACCCCACCUCGGAGAAGAGGACCAUCCACUGGACCAUCAUGAUCAACACACUGGUGUGGCUGGGCAGCUACCUCCUCACUGUGCCGGUCAUGAUGUAUGCCAGGGUUGAGCGCAGGCAGCACAUGGAAGUCUGCAUGAUGGACCUGGAUGGGCCUGAGGACAUGUACUGGUACACGUUUUACCAGUCCAUCCUUGGCUACAUCAUCCCACUCAUCAUCAUCAGCACCUUCUACUCCCUCACCCUCUACCAUGUUUUCAGCUCCAUCCGCCGGGUGAAACGCAAGCAGUCCGUUUGGGCUAAAAGGGCCACCAAGAUGGUCCUGAUGGUUAUCGCGUUGUUCCUGAUUUGCUGGUCGCCCUACCAUGUCAUUCAAGUCAUCAACCUGAGCAACAGAACGCCCACCAUCCCCUUUGUCUACGCCUACCACAUCAGCAUCUGCCUCAGCUACUCUCACAGCUGCAUCAACCCACUCAUGCUGCUCAUCUUCGCCCAGAACUACCGCGACCGCCUUUGUCGCAAAAACACGCUGAACUCCUCCCAGCACUCGUCCAAGCUCACAGUGGUCAAAACAGAUGGUUCCAGUAUAACCAGUAACCCCAACUACCGCUGCACUGUAGUGUAAUGAGAAAGAUGCGCCACUUUGUAGAUAGAAGAUAUAAAUGUUUUGCUGCUGUCCACAAAAUGAAGUCGCUUGGUGUUGCCCGGGAAAUGAUAUUGCCCAGCUGGUUCAUAAUUGAAAAUGGAUAGCGUACAAGGAAAACUGGUUGCAAAGCAUGAGCAGCAAUAUUACACAUGACUGAAAGAAAAGAAAUACAGUUUAUAUCAAAGGGUUUUUAAGAAAAAAUACUAAGAAAAAAGUCUGAGCUGGGGAAUUCCAGCGCUGACUUUACAAGAUGCACAGAGGAGGGUUGGACUCCGAGGAGCGACUCGGGUGCGUCUCUUUUGGGAGAAUGGGAGCUUUCAUUAACCUUUGUCGACCGUUGGCUACAUGCAGCGUCGUGCUGGUCAGUCAGAACACUGAAGGGCAGCUUGUGACAUCUGUCAUAAGCAAACAUUCAAGCAUUGAGGCCUCGAACAUUAUUAGCCAGCUCUGACAGCUGGUGGAGAAAUCCAAUUUCGCUUCUUAGCUCUAAGAUUUUUGAAAUGGGAAACGCUAAGCUCCACAAAGUGCGACGCCUUCAAUCUGAACACUCGUGACCUGUGGCAAAAAAAUAAUUAUUGCUGCCACUUUCUAAUAAGGAACCCUCUGAGGGGCUUUUAAGGUAUAACAAAUGGAUUUAUUAUGGUUAAUACAUUUUGCAGUAACACCUAAUUGGUGCAUCAUGAGCAAUUAAUAUAAUACAUUAUGUUGUUUUAAAUUGCUCAAAAUCCCAUUAGCUGGUGUUUGUACUUUCUCCUUUUAUAUAUUGCCAUUAGAAAUGUUGAUGAUAAGCUCUAUAUCAAUGAUAAUUCCGUUCAAUUUAAAAUGUUUAGUCUGCCUUUAGUCAGUAUUGUCAGUGAUGAUGAUGAGGAUUAUUAUUAUGAUGGUUUUUAGUAGUUGUCUGGUCACUGGUCAAUCAAAACACCAAUUUUUCUACUUGGACCGAUCAAUCAAUAAUUUCGUUGUUAACCAUAAAUAAUGCCAUUAAAACCACUUUGAACCAUAUAAUUAGUAAAUGGAUUUAAAUACUAUAUGACGCACUGAUGGAAAAACCACAUGGUUGUAGUGAUUUUGUGGUGGUCAAAUAUUAGACUGACAUUUUUACCAUCAACAUGUCCUUUGUCAUAGGCUGUUAUUAACACUUUUGUGACUGUCGCCACCGAGUAUUUCACAAAUCGCACCAAAUAAGUGACACAUUGUCUUUGCCUAAUAACGCGGCUGAAACAUUAGCACACAGAAAUGUGUGUGCCGUAAAUAUAGUUGCUCACCAUGAGCAUUAAACCAACCAGAACGGCACGUUUCAUUAGUCUAAUUGCUGGAAAAUUCAGCAUAAAACACCAGCGACUGCUUUAGACCCAAUGGCUCACCAAAGACUAACUUUGUUUAUCAGGCUUGUGGGAGUGCAGUUGUUCCCAGCGGAUAUGUUACAAACUCCAUGGAUAUUUUACAAAAUAAUAAAUACAGUAUUAGAUUCCUCAGUGUUUUCUUCCAUCCGUGUGUAUUUCUCUAAGGAAACCCCCACGAUCACACUGGGGUCACCUAAACAAGGAUAUAUAAAAAAAAAGAGUGGACAAUAACAAACCCACAGGUUUAUUACUUGGUGAAACUGGUAAAAAACAAACAAAUAAUACAUACAUUUAGUUGUCUUAAUUUGCAGAAUACUGCGGUUCUACUGUCCUGUUUAAUGUACAGUCUACCUCAGAUUGUGACUGUUGUUUUUGUAUUUAAUUUCACGAUUUCCAGAGUGCGCAGUCUGACCUGAGAGUCUUUAAAACACAUUUCUUGCAUGAUGACACAGAGCAGAAAAACAGUGAGAGUGUGAAAAAACAACAUCACAACACGGGUAUCGAUAUCGUGUCUUUUCUUUUUUUUUUCCUUAAUGGACAGCAAGAGGCAACGGACAAGAAGAUGAUAUUUGAUUAUGGUUAUAUGUUUGCAGUGACGUUGGAGCACUCAAUGUGAUAUACAGUGUGUCCUGUACAUAAAUCACAUGCUCAUACUCUCAAGCACAUGUGCAACACGCUGUCAUACAGUAUUUAGUUCUUCUGUGUGUUACGUGCAAAGAUCGUAGGCAUUGUUGAACGUCGACGAAGGCUGGAACACCAGCGAACUGGGCCCCAGGGUGGUAGCUUCACUUUGUGGAAGGAACUUAUUUUCAAUUCAUAUUUGCCACUAAUGCACACUAAACCGAACUGACAAGCGCCAAAGAGAGACUCUAGCCCGUGAUCUGGAGGCCCUAAAGUAGCCCUCCAGUCAUUCAGGAUCACACUGGUGCAUCGGGACAUAAGAGAGGGCUUUGUCACUUGAACACACAUUUAUUGUUUUGGGGGAUUUUUUUUAUUUUGAUUUACUUUCUUCUACUCACAGGUUGUGAAGAUAUAGUAAAAUGACCUUAAUGUGUAAAAGUGGUGGAAUUCCCCUUAAACGUUAUAGGUGAUAUUAUAUUUUCAAAAUAAGUAUUUCUUAAUAUAGUGAAUUGUACACAAAAUGGUCACAAAAUAACUGAAGGACAGGUGUUAUUUUUGCUCUUGAGCCUCACAGAGUGUUAAUGCAGCCUGGCUGCUAUUGUCUUUUUCACUGUUUGGUAUUGUUGAAUUGUUGUCACCCUUUUAUGAUGUUGCAGUUACGGUGACUGUAUCCACAGGCCAAUGAAAUCAUUUAAAGAUCAUGUGGUUGUUGUUUAAAACCAGUAUAUGAGUUGUAUCUGAAUGUUAUUGUUUGUAAAGAGUCUUGUACACGAUACUCAUGUCACUUCA
Solea solea (common sole) is the source of this 3898-nucleotide messenger RNA. RefSeq names its product melanin concentrating hormone receptor 2b (gene mchr2b). The transcript has 2 exons. The coding region runs from base 81 to 1124 and encodes 347 amino acids. The record is from RefSeq and is a predicted model, not a curated record. Gene Ontology annotation, cellular component: neuron projection; membrane. Gene Ontology annotation, molecular function: G protein-coupled receptor activity; neuropeptide binding. NCBI's taxonomy places the organism in Eukaryota, Metazoa, Chordata, Actinopteri, Pleuronectiformes, Soleidae. Gene Ontology annotation, biological process: neuropeptide signaling pathway.